AUGGAUGGAAUACAUACUGAGCCCGAGGAUAAUAUUGCCGUGGAUCCCACGACCCAUAUCACGACCGUUUACGGCGAUGACUGGCAAUCGGAAACCACUUCGAUCGGCUCCUCGCUUUAUCGGGGGCUAGAGGAGAAUGGCCGACGGUAUCAAACGUUGAGCCAGAAGGAAUAUCUGGUCCCAUCGGAUGAGAAGCAAUUCGAGACAUACGAAGCUGGCCACUUGGUAGCUCUCGUCAUGGACUCAGAAUAUGACAACCCUCUUUUCCGAGCGCCGGUGAAGGAUCCUAAAAACAUCCUUGAUCUUGGAACCGGUCUGGGUAACUGGGCCAUUGAUGUAGCCGACAUGUUCCCAACCGCCACCGUCCGCGGAGUCGAUCUCUUCCCCCCACCAGUAACGUGGAUGCCCCCAAACUGCAUCCUGGAAGUCGACAACAUCGCCCAAGACUGGACCUGGGACGAACCUCAAGACCUAAUUCACAUGCGCAUCAUGAUCGGAUCCUUCGACGACGUGGAAUGGGCACGCGUCUACCAGCAAUGCUACGACAACAUCCGCCCUGGCGGCUGGAUCGAACAAUUAGAAGCAAGCCCCUACAUCGAAUGCGACGACGGCAGUCUUCCAGAAGAUAACAUCCUUCGCAGCUGGGGCCCAGCCCUAUCCGCCUGCGGUCAGCGUGCCGGCCGCCCGCUAGAAACAAUCGACAUGAUGCAAGAUGCGUUCCGUAAGGCCGGCUUCGUGGACAUCUGUGUAAAAGACUACAAGUGGCCCAUUGGCCCCUGGCCCCGUGAUCAGAAAUUUAAAGAGGCCGGCACGGUUAACCACCAUCAUUGGACGUCCGGUAUGGAGGGCUGGGCGAUGUGGUUGCUAUGUAAAUUCGGGGCGCCGCAACCUUGGUCUAGGGAUGAGGUGAUUGUUUAUGUGGCGAAGUUGAGGGCGGAGCUUAAGAAUCCGAGGUAUCAUAUUUAUGAGCGCGCGCGACGUGUGUGGGCGAGGAAGCCUUUCCCCGAGGAAAUUGUGGCGAGGAAUCAGGCUAAUGAGAGGACUGCUAUCAAGAUUGAGUGA
Messenger RNA from Penicillium digitatum Pd1, 1062 nucleotides. RefSeq names its product class I SAM-dependent methyltransferase. The record is from RefSeq and is a predicted model, not a curated record. Lineage: Eukaryota; Fungi; Ascomycota; Eurotiomycetes; Eurotiales; Aspergillaceae.